CCCCCUUAUUCCUUAAGCAUUUUUAGGUCGUGCAUAUUCAGGCAGACACGCGCGUCCUGUUCUCGGGCUGACCGUCAAGAGCGCCGAGUGACCCAGACGGCAAAGCAUUUUUUUUGUUGCUCGCCGAGUUACUCGGACCGUGCGUGUCGCGCCGUUGCGUCUCGUCGUGCCGGUUUGAUUGCGUCCCGUGCGACUAGUUUUAGAAGACACGCUCCAGUGAACGGUCAUUGCCUUUCUGCGCGAGAGAGAGAGAGAGAAACGAACGAACGAGCGAGCGCGCUCCGAGAAGAGCUUUCGCUGUUUUCCCGCGACUGUUAGUCUGUAGUGGGGUUUUUUUUUUUGGGAAGGGGGGGGGAUUAUCUUUUUUUUCUUCUGGGGAAGCUAUCCAAGCUGCUGCAUCUUCACCGGGUGCAAUAAAACAAAAAGGGUGGGCUUUAUUUAUUAACUUUGGACAUUUCUACACUGGGGGGUGGGUGGGUGGGUGGCCUGGGGGGGAUUAGCGCAGCUACCUUAAAGAUGAGAAGUGUACGCGUGUGGUCGUCUCUUUUUUGUUGCAGUCACCUACUGCUCUGGGUGCUCCUUUGCAAUGGUCCUUUGGAAAAAUGUGCUGCUGGAAAUAACAAUGAACAUUCAUUUACAGAAUACCCGCUAAACUACAAAUUGAUAGGUUUGGAGUCUGCAUUCUUAGUCAAGGACUUGAGGGGACACGAUACAGCGUUCAAUUUCAGCCAAAAGUCUUUGACCCAACCGUUUCUACUUCUUGGCACGACGAAUGCCAAUUGUGGAGUAGGUGUCAGCCAUGGUCCACUUUCGUCCUGGCAAAGUCUGCACGAAGACAACAUCGGAGCCGGCGGCCCCACUUCGCUGCUGUCAGAAAUCCCGAAUGCAAAGUGGAGGGUGGAGGCCUUCGUAGCCGAAAAGGACAAAUUGUCCGACGCACCAAAUGUCCAAGUUUUGUUUUACGUUACUGGGAUUGAUUGGAAUGACAAGGACGCGACAGCCAAACUGCCCUGUGUUAGACUUUACGCGGUGUAUGGCACUCAAGAGGUGAGAGCGUCGUGUCAUCUCCAGGGUGAACUCGGAAUGUGCUUGGCUGAGAUAGAGCUGCCUUCAAAUUGGUUUAACCUGACGGAUCAAGCAAAUAGCAAUACCGAUGAUGAAGAUUUAAUUACGCGGCCCUUGGUUAAUUCUCCGAUGUUUCCUUUCGGCUCUUCCCUUGUUAAUUUGUAUUACACCCUUCAUCCGGCCAUAAAGCAAUACACCUGCACUACUGAAAAUAAUUAUGAUGAAGGAUCAAGAACAGCAAAUGGUGAAUGGAAAAAUAGUCAUCGUAAUUGGAUAACCACCAUUAAGCUGUAUUCUUCGUCGUCGCUCAGAGCAAGGCUUGAAGUGAGGCUUGAUUCGAAUCUACUUAUUUAUUUGCCAACCAAAGCCAUCACACACGGACAACACAUCAACAUUCCACUGCUCCUCAUGAGAAAUUCUACAGUGAAGGACUUUGUUCUCAGAGUGAAAGGGAAGAAAGGGAUGACCCUGCAAGCGGUUGAAUCGAGCAACCCCGGUGUCUGGGAUGCAGCUAUGGACGACGAUGGGGGAAACAAACACACGACGAUCAGGAUUCAGUUCCACAAGAGAGGGAGCCCGACGGACACCAACAGCACGGGAGCAGAGGAGAUUGCACAGCUGAUGUUUGAGAUCAGCAGUGUGAGCAGCCUCUCCGCCACACGCCGAAUCCUCUGGCAGGUGGACUACGUUGGCAAGUCCGUGACAACGGGACAAGUCUAUGUCACAACUGAGCUCACGGUGACUCAGAGAGACAUUUCUGCUAUCUUGCCUAUUGCAGAGUCCCCUGAGCUGGUGAAUACUGCACUCCUGACAGGUCUCCCGGUCACGAUCCCUUUAAGAGUUGUUGCCGUUGAAGCCAAUGGACACGUGUCUGACGUUUCCCAGCGAGCUCGCUGCCACUCAAGUGACGUUGACGUCAUUAAGGUUUCCCCAGCCUGCCAGUACGCGUACGUGCAGGGAAACGAGAGCAGAGGCUCAGUGCGUGCUCGAAUCCAAGUCAGUUACGAGCACCUGCGCUCCUCCGUCGAUCUUGCAGUGUGGCUGCCCAGGCUCCCUUUGCGAAUACAGCUCUCGGACACUGAGCUCAGCCUCAUACGGGGCUGGAAGAUACCUCUGUCCAGACGUUUAAAGGGUGGCACUCAAGGACAGUCGUGCACCCAACAGCGCCAGCACGCCUCUGUGCGGGUGUUGACGCGGUUCUACACAGAGAGUGCCGAUGGCACGGAUCAUGUGUCCACGUUGCCUGGAGCCGAUUGGCUGGCCGACGUAACCCACUUGGUGCGUAACAACCUGUGGGUGCUCGACGGACGAGUGGCCGAGCUGCGCGAAGGCACGGUGCUGAAGGGCCUCGAACCCGGCUCAACCAUUAUUCAGGUUCUGUCACCUGUGUCCGGCGGCGUGCUGGGGGAGCGCGCGGUGACGGUGAGCGAGGAGAAGGUCUCCGUGAGCGGGCUGCACGUGACGCUGCUCUCGGGCCUCUCCCUGUCGCUGCGAGCCAGCAGCAGCGAGCCGGGCGUCGUCGUCGCCAGCACCACCGCGCAGCACGGCCUGCACUCGCUCAAGCAGAAAGCAUCUCUGCUCAUCUGGGUAGAAUUUGAAGACAACACAAUGGUGCCACUGAGCCUCUUCAGCACAAAGGACUAUAAUCUUACCAUCAACAACGUGGACAGACGAGCAGCAUCUAUCAAUGCGGAAAAUCUGUCUUGGGAACCAAUUUUCCAAGCCAAAUGGGAUGGAAAUGAAAAACUGAUUCAAGUGGUGCUGCAAAAUCCACAGCCCUGUUGGGAUGACGAUGCUGAACCCGCUAUGUUCUCAACGUCCGUCGAAGUCCUUGUGAAAUUUGGUCAAAAGAGAGAAGAGGGGGAGGAAGGAGGUGCGAGUAAAACUCCAGACGCCGGCAAAAAUCAAUACGUUAAGAACGUCAGCCAAAUCAGCACAUCCUCUACAGCGAUUGGAGCGAAGACUCAAACGGAGAUUGUGAAAGCGGCCAGGAACAGCUCGCGACACACGGUAGGUCCCAAGGGACAUGGAGGGAAGGAGAGCGUCAGUGAUGGAGGUGCUAUCGGCCCGGCACAACACGGCAGCAGUGGCUCAUCUGAGAGAAAGCCGAGAGGUCUCUCCGAUAUCCAGAUUGGAAUGUACACCUUGCUGACAGUAUUCUGCAUCGCCAUCCUGAUGUUUCUGAUCAACUGCUUAAUAUACGCGGUGAAGUACAGGCGCAGGCGUGUCCACCUGGGGAGUCAAGAGGUCGCUCACAGCCACGAAUGGAUCUGCCUCAGGGACAGUCAGGAAUCGGCCGUCAGUACUCUAAACAAGGACACUAACUCACAGCUCGCCAAGCAGAAGCAUAAAUACGUGGGAGGUCCACAGGUGUACCUCCAGGCCAGCGAGAAGGUGUCUACUGAGGCGUACGUGACGCAGGGGGAAUGCAGGAGCGGGAUUCCUCGUACAUCUCCUCUUCGGAAGAAUUCCAUAUUUACAACAAUCUGGGUGACGAGCAACAGCAGUAAGGCACAGGCGGCUGCUAGCCCUUCUCGUUCUGCCAGAGAUGAGAUCGCAUUAUCAUAUUCCCGUGACGUUUGUUGAUAGUAACAAAAAUAUAUAUAUAGGAUACAACCGAAAAAAAUAUACAUGACGUGGCAUGAGAGAACUUUGGAUAUUUUGGUGAUGUAUCAUAAUCGGCUUGUAAAAUAGUAAAAUAAUGGGCAACAUUGGCCAGCUGUUGUAGUAUGUGUAUAAGAUUACAAUUUGCAAAAGUAACAUUGUCAUUUGUGAUAAUCUUCUCUAAUCUCUACAAAUGAUAUCAAGGAUAACUACGUACAAAUCUCGGCACACAGUUAAACAUGCACAUUUAUCCAUAAAGGUGUGUAAUGUACAUCGUUAUUUGCACGAAUUUAAGCUUUAAUGAUCCAUUUUUUAAAGUAAAUGCUGUUUUCACUGAUGUUGAUUUUACUUUAGCAUACUGAAAUAAAUGGUUGCCUGUUACAUUCCUUUACACCGACGCAUCGUUGCCAUUAAUAGGUGUGGACAUACCAUCCGAGACUGUUUAAGGUGAUGUUUUUAAACAACACAUUAACAUAACUUUAAUCAUCUAAAUCAACCUUCCUUCACGGCUCCCAGAGCAUUCGCAUUCAGUGCGGCCAGUUCGCUUAAUGGAAUGAUUUAUGGCUCUCUCUUUAAUUGGUAUUUGUCUAUCAAAGGGAUUGGGAGGGGCUGUUAAUGAAUCCCCUCGUAGACUGAGUAUACAAUUUUAUUUUCUACCACGUUGUCGAGGGAAUAGAUGAGAUUGAAAACUUAAAUAGGGUGUUUAACUGUAAAUGUUUCUAAGGAGCCUUGGGCAGGGCCACCAGAGAACGCGAGGGCGUAGAAGGAGCGAGUGCUGUGAGCAGGUAAUAACGAAGAUUACAGUGUACCUCAAACGUGAUGUAGCCGUUGCAAUUACGGAAGGAACCAGGAGAGCAAGGCAAUUUAAUGGUACCGACAUCCAGUCAGCACCGCAUUCGUAAAUCACCAUCAUAAGCAGCCAUUUUCUAUCCACUGCUGAAGGAAGCCCCCCCCCCUCAUACUUUUGCUUUCCCCUCGCGGUUCUACGAUGCCCAACAAUCCAUCUCGCUCCCAUCUCCAUGGUGGUUCUCUCCCCUGGGUGCAUUCCCUCGCUAUUUGGCUGUCCUUCUGUCACCAGCGUCAUCCAUCGGCCCUCAUCGUCCCUUCUUGUCACGCGUCUUGCUCCUUAAUCUCGAAUAACUGUCCAGAGCAGUCAUUAUGUUGUCUCUGAAUUUGAUUUUGUUCACUGAUCGAUGUGUCCCUCUUUCUCUCUCUCUCUCGGUGUAAUUCGUAGCAUGGAUAUCUCGAUUCUUCUUUAUGUCACUUCUUGAGAAUUUGUUUAAUGUUAUUUUUCGGUGUUCCGUGCUUCUGAUACGUUUGUAAUAGCUGGCAAUGUGCUAAUUUAAAGUCUUCUUGGUAUGUGGCAUUUCAUUUUCAGGUUCAGCUUUUAUCAAGAUCUUCAUCCUGCACAUAUUCACCUCUUUUUUAAGAACUUGAUUCUCAUCUGCGUUAAUUAUUUGCCCGAGUUAUACACCCACACUUUACUGUUUCAAGUUGCAAACUUGUUGUACAUGAUGUACAACAUGGCACCUUUAGGAGAACAUCAAAAUUGCAUGGUAAUUCGCGAAACUGCUUUUUAAAUGUAUUCAGAACACAGUUUACUCCCACAUCUGUCUUUAGUUUCCAAAAGAUUGACUUCAUUUCCAGAGAACAGAUAUCCUUGGGUAAAUGUGUUCUUCUAUCAAAGAUAAUUAAGCAAAAAUAAGGUGAGUGUAAACUUGUGCAAUUAAACGCCUGCAUAUAAAAUAUUUUGCAUCAAGGGGCAGCGCAAUAUUAAUUGGUUUUACCAACUAUAAUCGCCAACACAAACAACUCGCCAAGAACGGCCAUGAUCAAUCCACUACUGGGCGUAAGGGCCUCUCCUAAACCAUCACAAACCUCUCACUGGCAACUGUGAUGAGUACAGGGACUCCUCUGCUUACGAACGAGUUAGGUUCCAGAUGUCUGUUCAUGAGUCGAUUUGUUUGUAAGUCCAACUUUCCUCCUGUCGAUUCCAAAAAUGUUGUACGGCAUGUACACUAAACACGGGGAAUGAGUUUUAAAGUUGUAUCAUCUUCUGUAGAUGUAGAUGCCACUGGCUCUUGAUGCUCUGCAGAUGUAGA
Petromyzon marinus (sea lamprey) is the source of this 5771-nucleotide messenger RNA. RefSeq names its product transmembrane protein 132E-like. The record is from RefSeq and is a predicted model, not a curated record. NCBI's taxonomy places the organism in Eukaryota, Metazoa, Chordata, Hyperoartia, Petromyzontiformes, Petromyzontidae.